GGGGUCUUAAGGGGCGGCGAGCGCAGGUCGGAUUUCCUCCGAGGCUGGCGAUCAGCGGAGCUCCCACCGUCCCCUAGAGCUCGCUGCAGCCGCCCUGCCCCGCGCCCUCCGGAGACCGGGACGGGACCAUGAUGUGGACACGCUGGCUCGCGCUCGCGCUGGUGGCCGUCGCCUGGGUCCACGCCGAGGAAGAACUUAGGAGCAAAUCCAUGAUCUGUGCCAAUGUGUUUUGUGGAGCCGGCCGGGAAUGUGCUGUCACAGAGAAGGGAGAACCCACCUGCCUCUGCAUCGAGCAAUGCAAACCUCACAAGAGGCCUGUGUGUGGCAGCAAUGGCAAGACCUACCUCAACCACUGUGAGCUGCAUCGAGACGCCUGCCUCACUGGGUCCAAAAUCCAGGUCGAUUAUGAUGGACACUGCAAAGAGAAGAAAUCUGUCAGUCCAUCUGCCAGCCCAGUCGUUUGCUAUCAGUCCAACCGCGAUGAGCUCCGGCGUCGCAUCAUCCAGUGGCUGGAAGCGGAGAUCAUUCCAGAUGGCUGGUUCUCGAAAGGCAGCAACUACAGUGAAAUCCUAGACAAGUACUUUAAGAACUUUGAUAAUGGUGACUCUCACUUGGACUCCAGCGAAUUCCUGAAAUUUGUGGAGCAGAAUGAAACUGCCAUCAACAUCACCACCUAUGCAGACCAGGAGAACAACAAGCUGCUUAGAGGACUCUGUGUUGAUGCUCUCAUUGAACUGUCUGAUGAAAAUGCUGACUGGAAACUCAGCUUCCAAGAGUUCCUCAAGUGUCUCAAUCCAUCCUUUAACCCUCCAGAGAAGAAGUGUGCUCUGGAGGAUGAAACAUAUGCGGAUGGAGCUGAGACCGAGGUGGACUGUAACCGCUGUGUGUGUGCCUGCGGAAACUGGGUCUGCACAGCCAUGACCUGUGACGGAAAGAAUCAGAAGGGGACCCAGACCCAGACAGAGGAGGAGAUGACCAGAUAUGUCCAGGAGUUCCAGAAGCACCAGGAAACAGCUGAAAAGACCAAGAGAGUGAGCACCAAAGAGAUCUGACGAGACGGCAUCUGGAACGGUGUCCAGAACCCGGCACCUCCUCUUCCACUUCAGCGCUGAGUCCAGUAUACGCAAGUGUCUGCUACAACCGCCAAAUCACCAGUAUUUGCUUGUAUAGCAACGAGUUUUAUUUUGUCUAUUUGUUUUGCAAUAAAGGCAAUGAGGGUGGCUGGCUAGGAGGGGAAGGGCCAUAGCCUUCAUUUCUAGGAGUGCUUUGAGAGAAACUGUGCAAAUGGUGCUCAGGGGCUGGAGGCAAGUAAGGAAACUGCAUCAGGGUUGGCAAAGGAGCGGACCCAGAUCUAAACCACUUCUGAGUCUCCCACAGCUAUAACCAUGCUGCAGGGAGUGCAAGCAAUGCCAGAGAGAGCCUAGCGCGCUGUCCUAGAGAGGAGGGGUUUGGGAAGCUCAUUGGAGAAGAACGCAUUCUGUUUCCAGCUCUUCCUGUUGCCAUCAGCAUAACAGACCUCCAGCAUCUGUGCUUCUCCUCAUGGCCCCAACCACUGCCUCUAGUUACACAGCCAUCCUGCUAGUUACCCAGUGUCCCUCAGACCUGACGGAGUUUCUGGGAGAGUGCACCCAAAUGAUGCAGAUACUUGUCUACUUUGAGCCCCUUAGAUACCUAACCAAAUUUUUAAAAUACUUUUUACCAAAGGUGCUAUUUUUCUGUAAAACUUUUUUUGGCAAGUUGACUUCAUUCUUCAAUUAUUAUCAUUGUAUUAUUGUUGUUGUUUUUUAAUAUUUUAUUUUCUUGACUAGAAAUUAAGCUUUUGUAAUUAUUUUUCAGUAGUCCUACCAUUUCAGAGGUGGGCGAGUUUGGAGUUCUUCCAGACUCCCUCAACCCUGUCACAUACUAGAUGCAGCCCAGAGUUUGCCCCCUGGCUUCCAGUGGGUCAGCAGUCUGCCAAAGGAGCAGCCAGUGCCUCAGACAGAAGCCAAGGGAAGAACGAGCAUCUCCACACAAAGCUUUCAAGAUCCAGAAAGCUAAUUUGUUUUCAUUUAUCCUGAUAAGUUCAUGCAAAUCAGUAUUCCAAAGGAUGGAGACAAGUACAGCUAAGCAAGGCUUAGAUAUCCAAGCCUAUCAAGAUGCUCAUUGAUCCACCACUAAGAGAGUGACUUUGGCCCUGUCUCUCCUAUUUCUGGGCCUCAGUUUCCUCAGUGAGCAGGUAGGAAUGCAUUAACCUUUCAAUUUGAUAGAUAAUCAAUUCUGCGAUUCUGAUGAUCAGUCCAAGAAGAUAGGCUCCUGUGAUUUUCCCUGUCCUUAGGAUAAAUGAAACCUUGUUGUUAGAACAAGAAGAGUCAGACAGUCAAAAACGAGACGACCAAAUCUGACCUCAGGCUGAAUGGCCCCACAGCCUGUGCUCUGAUGUAGAGCCCUCUCAGGUGAAGCCUGCCCAGGAAGAGAGUGGGAAAGAGAACCACUCCACCUUGUCUUCACGUUUGCAUUUCAUAUUUAACCUUGGAAACAAAUGCCUUUCCCUUUAGAAAUGAGGACAAAAGAAAGUUUCACAUCUCAAGAGGGGGAAUAAUGGAAAUUGAAUCUUACAACUGUGAUUGGGAAGAAGUCAGUUGUUCCUGUGUCUUUUGUGAUUAUUAACCCCACUCAAUACCAUGUUUAAGAUGCAUUUGGAAUAACAAAGGUUAGAAACUUGAUGUAAGAUCUCAUUUUCAGAAAGCAGAUUACAGACCACCAGAGGGAAAUUAUGUGUGGGUUGUGCUGCACAGGCAACUCUGAGAAGGUUGUGCUGAAAAUGGAAUUCCUUCUAAGCAAGUUUCCUUGUUCUCCUUGGAAAGGAGGACAUGCCACUUUGUUUAGAAUUCUGAGCUUUUAUAUAUCAUCCCACUUCAAAGCUCUCUUCGAACCCACUUGUGCAGCCCGAAAUGCACCUCCCUGUCCAAGUGUUUCGGACAACCCCCAAUAGCAUGCUUUGAUCAGGUUUUGCCAGUCCUUGGACAGUAAGGAAAAGAGGGCAGAAGUACCAGCCUGUUUAAAGCAAGAAGCCAGAGUGUCUCCUCACCAGUUACAUUGAGGACAGUGAUUGCCAUCCUUACCCUGCAACAUUGGAUUCUUGAGAGCAAAUCUGCAUUCCUCCUGUCAAUAGGGAAGCUGCUGUCUGCACCAUAGAAUCACGUGAUCUGAUGACCAUUCACAGAAAGCUGCUAACUAGCCUAGUUUGGGGAGUCUUGCAUAGAGCUUUGCAUGGAGCAAAUAAAUAAGAUUAAAUCAGGUUCAGUUCCUCCAGCUCUAAAAGCACAGGGCUUAGACUGCAAGCUUCCUUGGGCUUUCUCUGUGUGUAUAUGGUUUUGUAAACAUAUUACAGCAUCUGUUGAGAUUCAGUGUCCAUGGAAACCUUCUCACAUGCCAUGACUCUGGACUCCAUCACUGUUUUUGGAAAGCAGGGCUCCUCCACCUGCUAAUAAACCCAUGUGGACCAGUCUGAAUGUCUUUCCUUUACACUUAUGUUUUAGACUAUUUCGAAAAGCAAUUUGAGCAGGUUUCUGUUGCCUCUGUUUGUGAAAUGUAUUUGUAUUUAGUAGGCUUCCAUAUUGCAUUUAACUUGUUUUUGUAACUCCUGAUUUUCCUUUUUUUUUUUUGGAUACUAUUGAUAAAUAAAGAAAUUAAAAUAA
Equus quagga is the source of this 3677-nucleotide messenger RNA. It is a transcript of the gene FSTL1, whose product is annotated as follistatin like 1. The transcript is spliced from 11 exons. Gene Ontology annotation, biological process: regulation of BMP signaling pathway; cell differentiation; multicellular organism development. Gene Ontology annotation, molecular function: protein binding; calcium ion binding. The record is from RefSeq and is a predicted model, not a curated record. NCBI's taxonomy places the organism in Eukaryota, Metazoa, Chordata, Mammalia, Perissodactyla, Equidae. The coding region runs from base 129 to 1052 and encodes 307 amino acids.